AAGGAACAUUACACUUUUCAAACAGCAAAUAAGAAGAAGUAAAAAUGUGUAAACUGCUUUUCACGAUUGCUUUUCUUGCAUUAAUAACAUAUUGUUAUUCACAAAACGCGUCACCAGGCCAGUGUGCAGAAAGAACACAAGUAAAAGCGGCAGAAAAUUACGAUUUUGCAGGGUAUGUAGCUACUGGCAGGCUAUGGUACACUAUUUUUACGUAUAACACUCCGGGCGACUGCCUGUAUCUGAAUAAUACCAUGACAUCAAACGUAACCGCGAGCUUCUUUUGGUCUCGAAAAAAUUUAACUUCCGGAGCAAGGGUUACUAGCUCUGGUCAAACAAUUUGGACACCGCCUAAUGGGAUUAUAAGUAUUAGAAGAUCCAACGAAGCUAAUUCGUUGGAAUAUACAAUGCUUGGAAUUAAUCGUGAUGAGUACAGCGUUGGUUACAGAUGCGUCGAUGUAAAUAGCACAAGCAGAUCAGAAACACUAUUUGCUAGAAGCAGGAGUAGGAGUUUCACACCACAACAAGCAGCUGCUGUUAGUCAAAUUCUGAGUGAUAAUGGUCUUUCUGACUUAGCCGUAACGUAUGCUGUACAGGACCCAGAUGUUUGUUCAGUAUAAGAUAACAGCAAAAUUUGUGAAAUUUAUACGAAAUUAAUCAAUAAUAAAUUUGUUAGCAAGUGAA
Molecule: messenger RNA, 681 nt
Organism: Agrilus planipennis (emerald ash borer)
Lineage: Eukaryota; Metazoa; Arthropoda; Insecta; Coleoptera; Buprestidae
Exons: 3
Coding region: 45-617 (190 amino acids)
Source: RefSeq, a predicted model, not a curated record